This is a messenger RNA of Zychaea mexicana, 1041 nucleotides long. RefSeq lists its product as uncharacterized. Gene Ontology annotation, cellular component: endoplasmic reticulum. Gene Ontology annotation, molecular function: calcium ion binding. The record is from RefSeq and is a predicted model, not a curated record. The transcript is spliced from 7 exons. Bases 1 to 1041 code for a protein of 346 amino acids. Gene Ontology annotation, biological process: endoplasmic reticulum calcium ion homeostasis. Lineage: Eukaryota; Fungi; Mucoromycota; Mucoromycetes; Mucorales; Lichtheimiaceae.
AUGGUGCAUCGGCUCAUUGGAACGACCCUUGCUUUGGCAACAACUGCUGUCCUGGCAACAGCUGAGGAACAGCAAAAUGCUCUGACCAUCGAGGACUUUAAGCUUGAAGCUAUUCUCAGUUCGCUUUUGAUUCUCAUUGUGGUGAUUUGGUACAGCGGAUCCAGUGCCAAUGGCACCAAGGCAAAGGAAUGGGUUGCCUCGCAUAUUGUGUUUUUGGAACAACAGUUUGCGGUGGUUGGCAACAAGGCAGAAAAGACUACGCUUGUCAAGGAUGGACCUGCUGAUUAUUUCUUGUAUGUGACUGACGACGCAAUGUGCAAUUUGGCCACUGGUGGAUCAAGAAGUGAUCUUGUGGGAUGGGUGUUCGCGUUGGUGCUUUCGCUGUUCGGUUAUGCUGACAAGCCUGCGGACAAGUUGGUGAUGGAUGUGACCUUGGACAAGGAGAUGGACAAGGCCUUUGUGUUUGCCAUCCUUCCCAAAGACACUGCCCAGAGCACGCGUGAUGGUCGUUUCGAUUUGAAAACAUUCACUCGUCUUGCUGACUCGCCCAAAUUACCUUCCAACUUGGUUGUGUACACUGAAGCACAAAAGCUGGCAGAUCAGAUUCUGUCUACCAAGGUUUCUGAGCUGAUUAGCAACUCGCCUGAUUUCAAGUCUUUGAUCAUUACGAGCCAACCCGACUAUGAGCAGGAAAAGUAUCAGGGAGAUCAAGAAUUAAAGUUUCAUCUUACUGGUGACUUGAGCAACCGCAAGGAGAUGGUAGAGCUUGCAUGCCUGUUGCCUGAUGUUUUGGGCGACUUGCAACUGGCUGCGGAUACCAAGUCCAAGCUGAAGAAGAACCGCGAAGAAUUGGAAAAGAAGGCAGCCAAGUUGCUUGCGGAUGAACGUGCCGAAGAACUGGCACGCAAGAAGGCCGAUGCAAAGAAGGCCGAGGCGGAUCGGGUCAAGAGCUUGAGUCCAGCUGAGCAACGCAAAUGGGAAGAAAAGGAGCGUGCACGCGAGAUCAAAAAGUCGCAGAAAAAGCGUACCAAGCGCUCAUAA